This is a messenger RNA of Rhinocladiella mackenziei CBS 650.93, 3030 nucleotides long. RefSeq lists its product as uncharacterized. NCBI's taxonomy places the organism in Eukaryota, Fungi, Ascomycota, Eurotiomycetes, Chaetothyriales, Herpotrichiellaceae. Bases 1 to 3030 code for a protein of 1009 amino acids. Gene Ontology annotation, molecular function: ATP-dependent chromatin remodeler activity; ATP binding. The record is from RefSeq and is a predicted model, not a curated record. The transcript has 8 exons.
AUGUCGAUUAUGUUUCAGCUCUCAGCAACGUCCAACCCGACCAAGAGUGUCUACCAAUCCCACUGUCUGCGAAAACGAACAAUAAGAAGAACAAAAGCGGGUGCCGAUGAUGAUGAGGACGACGAUGAUGGUUAUGAAGAGGAAGAGGAAGAACAGUCAGGGGAUGAAGAAGGCAACUAUACAGAAUGGGUUUCACACAGUUGCCUCGAUACCUCUCGGCCUCCACUGUCGGACGUUCAUGGGAUCUUCGACGCAAUUGCUCAGGUUGCCAUUGAAAAUGGCUUUCUUGAAGCUUGUUUGCCCUUCGAAGAGCGAGGAAUACGAGUCUUCACUUUGUGUUCCGGAAGCAGGCUUUCAUUGAACGUCAUCACCACCCUCCAGUCAUUUUUUAGAGAUGUUACAGAAUUUCCGGCACACGCCGAAAACCCGAACGACAAAGUAUAUUUUCCUUUCACGGCAUAUGGCCGACAAGCCAAGCCAACCAGGGGCGCUCAUAUUUUGAUUGCUGGCUCGUCCUGUAUCGAUUUCUCCUUCCUUAACAAAGACAGGAAGAAACUUGAGCAGGAUGGAGUUCGAGGCGAGUCUUUGGACACCAUGGACGGAGUUCUCGCUUAUGCGAAACAGUACCGCCCAAACUUAAUCCUGCUGGAGAAUGUCAUCAAGGCUCCGUGGGCGAAGAUCAAGGAUGAGUGGAGCAAAGCCGAUUACUCUUCCACGACGCGGAACCGAGCGUAUUGUCUGUUGAUAGACAGGAAGCACGCCGAAGAAAUUGACUUCAAUGUUGAGGCCGCUUCUGAGGAGUGGGCUAGUCUCAUGGCUCGCUUUCAGCGUCGGGCAUCGUCCCCGUACAGCGAUUUUAUCCUCCAUGAAGACGAUGAGCGUCUUCACCUCGCCAAGCGCGUGUACGACGGAAGCAAAGGACGACCAUGGGCAGGCGACUGGGCGGCUUGCCGGAAGCGACAUACAGCAAUCCGUCUCGAACAGCACCUCGGAACUUUGAAUACUUAUACUAAGCGUGAGGGCAACUCACGGCCUAGAAUGGAUGACUCAGCCUGGCAGUCAUGGGCCGUCGGUCUACCGAUCCGGGUUCUUGAUGAUUUGGACACCAACUUCAACCGCCACGUCUGUCAGCGAGAUUUCGACAUGCGGUACAAGCAUAGAAAUAUCGACAUUUCCCAAAACGUCGACCGAGACCUAGAUGCUCGGCAGUGGGGAGUUGUCGGAUGUAUCACUCCCAAAGGCAGCCUAUUCGAAACUCUUCGAGGAGGUCCGAUUGAGCUGCAGGAUCUUGCUGGAAAUGCAAUGACCGCCACCGUUGUUGGUGCAGCUAUUUUUAGUGCUAUCAUUGCGUGUCAUCAUGCCGCGUCCGAAAACAAGACUGACCCAAGUCAACAGAUCAGUAUGUUCCAGAAGUACACAAACCAAUAUUCACAUCGAGCUGCCCGGACACCUGCUCCUAGCACUCCACUGUUGAAUGAGCGAGGGCUUAUUAAGAAAGUUGGCUUUCAUCCCUUGAGAAGCAGUCACGAGGUUUUCUCCUAUGAAUGUGCAACGUCCCUUAAAUACAUCAUGCCUGCAGCAAUCGCCGCUCAACCUCUAUGUCGCCGUGAAGGUCUGGGUCAACACACCACUCGUCAACGCAAGCAAUGUCCUGAGUGUUUCUACACUUGCUGUGACAGAUGCAGUAGGCAGGAUCAUCAUGGCCUCGAAAAGCUAUUGCCGGCUCCCACUGCGGACCGCUCGUCUCCCAAAGACUUCAUCCAACAGCUAUCUCAGACACUGCCGCCGCUUUUGGCACUUAAAAAUAUCCCAACUCAUCAGAUUAAUCGUCUUGAUGACAGUGCUUCAAAGGUUCUAGCAUUGAUGCAGAAGGCUCUCGAUAGGACAGUGGCUCCUCAAGCUGUUCGUGGGAAGGACGCAGUUAGACCUUUCGAAGACGCGAAACAAGCAGCUGAGUAUGAGGAUGCCUUGAAACACAGACCCAAACCAGCAAUGGCGACAAUGCACUACCACGAAAAAAUCGCUUUCCUAGAUGUCCAAAUCAACAUAAAGAUAAUGGUGCACCGAGCUGUGGCAGAGCUUCCAUCAUUUCACUAUCAUCGCCCUACUCUUCAACCUUCAUUCGGCCCUCUGAAACUUUUGUCGAAUAGUUCAGAGACGUUAAUGGAACAGUCGCCUCCAAUCUGGGAAGAAAUGGCACUGGUCGAAUCGCGUCUGUCCUCUUUGGGAUGGCGACUCGAAGCUAGAGCACUUGCUCCUACCCAAGUCCGCGGUGGAGCCAUCGCAGGUGAGGUUGGAGCCGGCAAACCAACUACGUCGCUCGCUCUGGUCAAUAUGGACUACACGGAACGUCGAUCAGGUUGCUCGUUCGACUCAAAUUAUUCUCUAAAGCACGUGCAAUCUGAUGCUACAUUGAUAUUGGUGCCCAAAAACAUAAUCACUCAAUGGGAAACCGAGCUCAAGGCUUGCCUAGACUGGACGAAGCUGGAUACCGGAAGCCGUGAUCCCGCUCAUCCUCAUUACAUUCUUGUUGACUCCACCAAGUCCCUGGAGAGAUGUUCUUUCUCCGACAUCAUAUCGGCUACUCUCAUUUUGGCUCCAUGGGACUUAUUUGAAGACACCGAAUAUUGGAAGAAGCUACGCAAUGUCACCUGUGGACCCAACAUUCCCGCUGGUCCUGGCCGUGCGUUUUAUGAGUGGUUGAAUGAAGAGAUGCGGUUGCUCCGAGAUGGGGUGGAGCAACUGCAGAGUCAUGAAUCGAAGUUUUGGGUAUUCUGGGAGGAACUUAGGUGUGAGAGAAAGGACUACGAUCGCUUUAUGGCCUUUCUCAAUAGAGCCAACUCCAAAGCUGAACGUGCGAAGAAGGAUAAAAGUGGGAAGGAGGGUAGAACCAAGGACGAGACUGGCGAUGAGGAGAAUCAUGAGAAUGCAAUGGACGUUGAUCCUUCAGGGGAAAUCCAGAACCACAAACAAAAGCAAGAAGACAACACUAAAAAAGCGGUCGUCGUCAGAUCUAGAAGAAAACGAUGA